Molecule: messenger RNA, 345 nt
Organism: Salpingoeca rosetta
Lineage: Eukaryota; Choanoflagellata; Craspedida; Salpingoecidae
Exons: 4
Coding region: 1-345 (114 amino acids)
Molecular function (GO): protein binding
Source: RefSeq, a predicted model, not a curated record
AUGUGUCUGAGACCGGCUCACAAGGCGCAGCAGUCCAUGUACAUGGCAUAUUCCAAGGGCGAGCGUGACAUAGAAAAAGAUGUGCUCAAGUCAGGCGAUGUGCUGUGCCAGAUUAUGAACAAGAUCUCCCCAAAAUCCAUUCGCUCCUACCACCACGAGCCCACCCUCGCCUUCAAGCAGAUGGAGAACAUUGGCUAUUUCCUGCAGGCUGCAAAGCAGUAUGGCCUCCCAGACUCUGAUCUCUUUAUCACAAUUGACUUGUUUGAGGGCCGCAACAUGAAGCAGGUGGUCAUUUGCCUUGCUGCGCUGAAGAAGCUUGCGGAGUCUCGCGGCUUCCGCCUUUAA